AAGGCUCUGGGACGGUUGAGAAAGAGAGAAAUAAAGGAAAGAGCAUCACUCCGCUGUUUUUUAUUUCCCUUUUCUUUCCCUAUAUAUUUUGACACCAUUUGGAUUGAUUCCAUAUUUCGGCUACUUAGUUUUUCUUUUUUUAUAUGGGGAAUUCUUCUUGAAUGAGUUGUUGAGUGAUAAGGAGGGUUUAAGUGUCUCCCCUUUUUCCUUUCUUUUUCAAUCCCAGUCAUAUUCUUCUUAAUUGGUGUUUCAAACUCAGAAGCAGAAGAGAAAAAAAAAAUUUAAACAGAUACUAAAUGAUGAUUUAUUGUACAGACUGAACUUCCAUUUGGAACUGUCAGUCCUUAAUAUUUACAAAGGUUGUUGGAUUAAUUGGGAGCCCAGUUGGUUAAAUUGUUUGUUUAAGCUGUUGAAAUUGUCCACACUGAUACUUGUAUUGAUUUUUCCAACUCUUAUUGGGAUUUUUGCUUUGAGGGUUCUUUCCUCAGUGACUUAUUUGUUUGUUUUCAAUGUUGUUGGACUGUAAUUCAGGAGGUUCUCUGGGUCAUGGUGUGAUCACCGGAGGGAAGGAUUCAAGCUGGUGCAUGUUGAAAGGGAACUGAAAAGAAAAAAUUUGAUCUUUCAUCAAUUUGCAGAUCAUUUCAUGGCUAAGUUUUUGUGUUUCAAUGCUGGUUGUUUUGAGUGCGCCGGUGGUUCAUCUUCUAAGAAUUCCGGGAAAGGAAAGAGUCGUGAAGGUAAUAUCAAAUAUGGUUUCAAUCUAGUGAAAGGAAAAGCUACUCAUCCAAUGGAGGACUACCAUGUUGCUAAGUUUGUACGGAUUGAUGGACAUGAGCUUGGGCUUUUUGCAAUAUAUGAUGGCCAUCUUGGGCAUGAUGUUCCUGCUUACCUUCAGAAACAUCUGUUUGCUAACAUAUUGAAGGAGGACUCAUUCUGGACAGAUCCAGGCGGGUCGAUCUCAAAAGCUUACGAGAAAACCGACCAAGAAAUUCUUUCUAACAGUUCGAACUUGGGCCGAGGUGGGUCCACUGCUGUCACGGCUAUUUUGAUAAAUGGGCGUAGAUUAUGGGUGGCCAACGUGGGAGAUUCACGAGCUGUUCUCUCUCGAGGAGGCCAGGCAAUUCAGAUGACAAUAGAUCAUGAGCCAAACAAUGAACGUGGCAGCAUUGAGAAUAAAGGAGGCUUUGUCUCGAAUAUGCCAGGAGAUGUGCCUAGGGUUAAUGGACAGCUAGCUGUCUCUCGUGCCUUUGGAGAUAAGAGCCUCAAGUCUCAUCUUCGUUCCGAUCCUGAUAUUCUUGACAUGAAUAUCGAUGUCAACUGUGACAUUCUUAUUUUAGCAAGUGAUGGCCUCUGGAAGGUGGUCAGUAACCAAGACGCAGUUGACAUUGCUAGAAAAACAAAAGAUCCUCAGAGAGCUGCUGAGCAGUUAGUGGCUGAAGCUUUGAAAAGGGAUAGCAAAGACGAUAUUUCUUGUGUCGUCAUUCGUUUCAAGAACUGAGAUGAAGCCUUCUCCAGUGCAGGACGUAGAGAAAAAGGAGGGGAGAAAAAGAAAAACAGAAUGCAAAAAAAGAAAAAGAAGAAGAAAAAGAGAUAAGAAAGAUUGCCUUACAUGCAUAGCCAUUUUAUGCACAUAAAAGAAAAACCUAGGUCUAGAAUUUAUUUCAACAGAUGAACCCUUCAGGUCCAUUGUCUCAUUAGUGUAAAAGAAAAUUUAUACACCCUUUCAAAAAUAGAGAUCUCUUAUCUUGUAGCUGUCUAAAGUAACUAGUUGAUACUCCCUCUGUACCCCAAAAUAUACUCUACUUUGUUGAGUUAUUUAAUCAACAAAGUAGAAUAUUUUUUCGGAAUGGAGAGAAUAUAAUUUGUAAAUUAUAUCAAUUAUGUAUACUUACCAAAAUACAUCACAUAAGGUCACGGUAAAAAUUGCCUUGCUGCUGGAAAUGCUAUAACAGGC
Molecule: messenger RNA, 1951 nt
Organism: Oldenlandia corymbosa var. corymbosa
Lineage: Eukaryota; Viridiplantae; Streptophyta; Magnoliopsida; Gentianales; Rubiaceae
Source: the annotation of a GenBank genome assembly